Molecule: messenger RNA, 6304 nt
Organism: Coregonus sp. 'balchen'
Lineage: Eukaryota; Metazoa; Chordata; Actinopteri; Salmoniformes; Salmonidae
Source: the annotation of a GenBank genome assembly
AUGGAGGGGGCACAGGCCUGGGCAGUGCCAACAGGCUGUGAGAGGGGCCAACAGGCUGUGAGAGGAGCCAACCAGGGGAAGGCGCCAAGCUGCCACAGAGGAGCCCUGUGGAGGGCACAGUCAGGGCCCUUUCACUUUGAUCAUGGGGCACCGCCAGAAGAUGGCACUGCCAGCACCAGCACCAGCGCCAGCGGAACCAGCGCCAAGGUGUCCUACUACACCCAGUAUCAUGCCACACUUGCUGGGUGGCAGGACAGUGCCUUUUGGCUAGUCAAGAGAUUGAGCUGAUUGAAUCCCAUCAAGGCCCAGGUUUUGAAUACUCUUUCAAAUGCGUCCUUGCGUUCUCCCUUUCAAAUCAAAUCAAAUGUUAUUUGUCACAUGCGCAGGUGUAAACCUUACUGUGAAUGGUUACUUAACCAACAAUGCAGUUUUAAGAAAAUAAGGGUUGAGAAAAUAUUUACAAAAUAAACUAAAAGUAAAAAAGUAACAAUAAAAUAACAAUAACGAGGCUAUAUACAGGGGGUACUGGUACUGAGUCAAUAUGUGGGGGUACAGGUUAGUUGAGGUAAUAUGUACAUGUACUUGGCGCUCCGGUACUGCUUGCCGUGCGGUAGCAGAGAGAACAGUCUAUGACUUGGGUGGCUGGAGUCGUUGACAAUGUUUAGGGCCUUCCUCUGACACCGCCUGGUAUCGAGUUCCUGGAUGGCAGGAAACUUGGCCCCAGUGAUGUACUGGACUGUACGCACUGCCUUCUGUAGCGCCUUAUAGCCGGAUGCCGAGCAGUUGCCAUACCAGGCGGUGAUGUAACCAGUCAGGAUGCUCUCAAUGGUGCAGCUGUAGAACGUUUUGAGGAUCUGGGGACUCAUGCCAAAUAUUUAGGCGUUGUCGUGCCCUCUUCAUGACUGUCUUGAUGUGUUUGGACCAUGAUAGUUUGUUGGUGAUGUGGACACCAAGGAACUUGAUGCUCUCGAACCGCUCCACUACAGCCCUGUUGAUGUGAAUGGGGGCAUGCUCUGCCCUCCUUGUCCUGUAAUACACGAUCAGAUCCGUUGUCUUGCUCACGUUGAGGGAGAGGUUGUUGUCCUGGCACCACACUGCCAGGUCUCUGACUUCCUCCCAAUAGGCUGUCUCAUCGUUGUCGGUGAUCAGGCCUACCACUGUUGUGUCGUCAGCAAAUACAAAAGAAGAAGAAAAUGUACUACUUUAAAACGGAAAUAGCCUCAAUGGUGCUGCCCAUGUUGUCACAGAUGCCAUAAUGGCACAAAUACAAAGAUGAGUCCUCUAUCUAUCUCUAUGGAGCCCCCUCGCACAUCCAUUCAGACCUAGGACUGAAAUUCAAGCAGUGCGAGUACGUUUUUUCUGUGAAGCUCCUAACGAGCUUGUCAAUAGAUCUUAUAGGAAAUAAGCUUCAAUAUAUACCACCGCCACAGGAAGUUGGAGUCACCUUAAUUGGGGAGGACAGGCUCAUGGUAAUGGCUGGAGCGUUGUUAGUGGAAUGGUAUCAAAUACAUCAAACAUAUGGUUUCCAUGCUUGAUGCUAUUCCAUUCGCUCCUUUCCAGCCAUUAUUAUGAGCCGUUCUCCCCUCAGCAGCCUCCACUGAUCACCGCCUAAUGUACAUAGAGCUCCAUAGAAGUUACAUAGAUGUUUCCCCUAGGCACAGAUCUAGGAUCAGCUUCCCAAAUCCUAACUUAACCAUUAAAGGGGGAAACACAAAACUGACCCAAGUACAGCAUGUAGAGGCAACUUUUUUGGGGGGAAUUGUAUGCAUGUACUCAUAGCCACAACGAGCUGGUUCUCUUUCUGGAGACUGGUUGGAUGACGCGGCAAGAUAAAAUUAGACAGCGGGUUUCAUCAGCUGGUAUAAUUAACCAGUUAUGUAACGGCUCUGCUGACACAGUGAGUGCAUGGAGGAGGUUCUCCUCAUUAAAAACUGACACAUCUAACAACAUGUCAUCACCGGCGAUGCACAUAAAGUAUAUACAGUGGGGAGAACAAGUAUUUGAUACACUGCCGAUUUUGCAGGUUUUCCUACUUACAAAGCAUGUAGAGGUCUGUAAUUUUUAUCAUAGGUACACUUCAACUGUGAGAGACGGAAUCUAAAACAAAAAUCCAGAAAAUCACAUUGUAUGAUUUUUAAGUAAUUAAUUUGCAUUUUAUUGCAUGACAUAAGUAUUUGAUACAACAGAAAAGCAGAACUUAAUAUUUGGUACAGAAACCUUUGUUUGCAAUUACAGAGAUCAUACGUUUCCUGUAGGUCUUGACCAGGUUUGCACACACUGCAGCAGGGAUUUUGGCUCACUCCUCCAUACAGACCUUCUCCAGAUCCUUCAGGUUUCGGGGCUGUCGCUGGGCAAUACGGACUUUCAGCUCCCUUCCAAAUAUUUUCUAUUGGGUUCAGGUCUGGAGACUGGCUAGGCCACUCCAGGACCUUGAGAUGCUUCUUACGGAGCCACUCCUUAGUUGCCCUGGCUGUGUGUUUCGGGUCGUUGUCAUGCUGGAAGACCCAGCCACGACCCAUCUUCAAUGCUCUUACUGAGGGAAGGAGGUUGUUGGCCAAGAUCUCGCGAUACAUGGCCCCAUCCAUCCUCCCCUCAAUACGGUGCAGGAUACUCAUGAUCAUUGAGGUGAGAUCUUGCAUGGAGCCCCAGACCGAGGGUGAUUGACCGUCAUCUUGAACUUCUUCCAUUUUCUAAUAAUUGCGGCAACAGUUGUUGCCUUCUCACCAAGCUGCUUGCCUAUUGUCCUGUAGCCCAUCCCAGCCUUGUGCAGGUCUACAAUUUUAUCCCUGAUGUCCUUACACAGCUCUCUGGUCUUGGCCAUUGUGGAGAGGUUGGAGUCUGUUUGAUUGAGUGUGUGAACAGGUCUUUUAUACAGGUAACGAGUUCAAAAAGGUGCAGUUAAUAACGGGAAUGAGUGGAGAACAGGAGGGCUUCUUAAAGAAAAACUAACAGGUCUGUGAGAGCCGGAAUUCUUACUGGUUGGUAGGUGAUCAAAUACUUAUGUCAUGCAAUAAAAUGCAAAUUAAUUACUUAAAAAUCAUACAAUGUGAUUUUCUGGAUUUUUGUUUUAGAUUCCGUCUCUCACAGUUGAAGUGUACCUAUGAUAAAAAUUACAGACCUCCACAUGCUUUAUAAGUAGGAAAACCUGCAAAAUCAAAUACUUGUUCUCCCCACUGUAGCCAAGUAUCCUCCUGGCUUGGAUCAUUUUCAAAGAUCUUGAGGUCGGGCCAAAAGGUAGGUUUGCUGCUAAUUAUUGGUUAGGAUGUUGGGAGGGAAAUGAGAAUAAACACUAUUUAAUGUGGCCAAAAAAACAAGUCCGGAGCCACCAACGUCCCAGACUUGAAUGGAGGGAUUGAAAAAGGGGUUGAGUCAUGGUGACUGGGUUAGUUUACAGAGGGGCUGUCGUUCCCGUUCCGUCUGUUGGCUCUCCAGAGUUUCCCGUCUGAGUGAUUGUUAUUCAGAGCGUGGCAGUGACGACAGAUAGAGGUAGAAGACAGCCCGUUCCCACGUAAGACCCCAGGUGUGGUUGGCUGAGUGUGUGUGUGCGUGUGUUUGUUUGGGUGAAGAAGCCACCCAGCAUACUACAGUACUAUACACACCACAGACACCCACAUGACAUUCCCCAAACGAAGCGGUCCGCAUUCCACACCUAGCGUUAACAUUCCGGAAGCUGCGCUUUGCUCAUAUAAACCCAAUGAGUCAGAAGAAAUAUCAAAAUAUUUAGUGGAACAUUUCCCUUUGCCCAGAUCCAGACGGACCAAACCCCAGUCGACCUGGACCGAGACGAACCAAUACCCCAGUCGACCCAGAGAGAGAGCACUCCAGAACGGAGAUGGGAGAGCCAGACAAUGAGGGAUGGGGGCAUAGUCGCGAGAAGUCGGGGCGCGCAGCACCCUCUGGUAAAUAAACAAAUGUGUGCACUAGGCCUUUAUUACUCCUGUUUGAGCAGAGAAAAAUACUUGUCAGCAGAGCGGUAAAAAAUACUCCUCAGCACCCCCACAACAUCUUCGGGGUGGGGGGUGCUCCCUGGCACAGAUAGGGAGGAAAGAAACAAGCACAGAAACGUUUAGUCUCAGGCAUCUCCCACCCUCUCGCUCUCUCCCUGUCUUUUUCCGCUGUGCGGUACCUCGGCUGUCAGAGCAGGUGUUGGGCAGGUAUAAAGGCCAUCUGGAUGGAGCGCCGAGCAGUGAGAAUGAAGACUUCCACACUCUGACAGAGCUCAGACGAACCAUCUGGUACCCCCCUCGCUUAAAGAACCUUUUCCCAGCUUCUUCACACACCGGCCUCCGGCACUCACGCUCUCUCACUAAAAACCAUAGCUGUUCACUCACUCCCCUCGAUUAGCGUCUGCUGUCGGGAGGUUAGUAGAGUGUAAAGACCUGUUUCUUCCUCAGAGAGAUUUCUUAGUUUAUUUUUUCUUGUGACUUCUUGGAGUGGAGUCGGGCCGGCAUGGCGUGGAUGAGAAGUGCAUUUGGACCCGGCAUGUCAGUCUGUCUCUGGGCUUUGUGUCUGUCCUUCAGUCAAGUCACACAGGCAGCCAUCUACAGACACGCAGGUACAGUACAACCUUGAUUACAUACACUCUUAGAAAAAAGGGUUCAUGGAGGGUUCUUCAGGUGUUGCCUGUUUUUAAGAAUCUGAGCAAUUGGAAGAUGCAGUUUGAGAUAUUAAGCACAACAAAUGUGUAACAUAUUGUAUGAUUUGGAUUCGUAACAUAUCAUAAAACUUUGCAGGACAUAACAUACGAAAUGGAUGACGCUGUACACAAAAAACAGGGACCCAUUUCGGCUCGUGAGCACCACUUUCAAAACUACUGUCUGAAAUUAUACAAAAGUUCUGAAGGCUCACUUUAACACAGUAAGAUGUUUAGUAAUUUCUCCCUAGAACAAUACAUUACUUAUUUUAAGGGGCUUCUAUACGUUCCGUUCUACUAUAAAUUCCGUUCUACCUUGGUGUGAAAAAAAGAAAAAGUAUAUAAACUAUAAAUAAUCUAAUUUGGCUUGGGUCAAAUAGAAACAUUUCACACACAUUUCUUCCAUCAACUGAAGUGACUUGACAAAACAAACUACUCAACAUAACCCCAUAAAUUACCAGAAAACCUCAACAAAUCAGUCUAGAUAAAGAUUGUACCAUAAAUUAAAAUCACAUCUGUGAUAAUGCAUUUUCAUAUACAUUUAAUGAAUAUAUUUCUCAAGUUUGGGUCACCGCUUCUUUAGUAUGGAAGGCUUUACCGUUCAGAAGUUUAGUAGAACAUCUCCAUCUACUGGCCAGCUGAAGUAAUGCAGUUUAGGAUCACGCAGUUCUCGCGUGAGUGUAUUUGCAAAUCCUUGCAAUUGUGCAUGCCAUAGACAGUGUUGCCAAUUUAGGGACUUUGUCGCUAUAUUUAGCGAGUUUUCAGACCCCUCUAGCGACACAUUUUCAAAAAAUCGACUAGCGACAAAUCUAGCGACUUUUUCUGGUGUUAUUGGAGACUCUGACGUGAAAGCACGUUCAACGAGCAGCGGGUGCUUUGUUACCCCCGUCCCAAAGCACUCACAGGCGGGGCAGUCCUCGCGCAGCAGUCCCUCCCAGCUGCAGUCAGAGCAGGAGAUGUUCACCCCUCCGCGUCCAGACUGCAAAUGAAUCGCGCAUGCGGGAAGCCGCCGCUGGCUGAUCCCGCACUGUCUUACAUUCAGGGCGGGAUGUAAAUGUAGGGUGUUUUUUACUCACUUUUUUGUCUCUCCUAGGACGUUAUUCCUCUCUCCUACAGCAUCCAUCACAAUUACAUGCACAUGGCCAAUUAUGUAAAUUAGGCGAUCACGUCAUUUAACGACGUCUAGCGACUUUUAGGACAGCCAAUAGCUACUUUCCUUACUAAGGAGUUUUGCAACACCUGGCCAUAGACAGAUUACAUCUGAAAGUGCAAUGUAACAACCUGUACCAUUAUCAAUGUCAAUUGUUCUCUGUAUUAAUUGACUGCAGGUCCGUGUAUCUAUAAAGAGGUUCCGUUUCAGCCUGGACAGACCUUCUACAGGGGUUGUGACAAGUGCUACUGCCACGAAAAUGGCUACUUCUGCCUCUCGUGAGUAAACGGACCAGAUUAGUGACUGAUAUGAAAAUAUUAACCGUAUGCAACAGUGAAAUAUAGAAACCAAACAUGAAUUCAGUUUUUGCCAAUAUCACGUGUCUUUUUUUCGUUCGUAUCCCCAGACGGAUGAAACCUACCACUUGGCCCAACAACUGCCAGCGGAUUCCAACUGAGUGUGGCUACCGCGUGGUUUAUAAGGAGUUCCCGGAGGUGGCGUGUCAAGCCUACAGCUGGAUC